This is a messenger RNA of Lingula anatina, 3101 nucleotides long. RefSeq lists its product as uncharacterized. Lineage: Eukaryota; Metazoa; Brachiopoda; Lingulata; Lingulida; Lingulidae. The record is from RefSeq and is a predicted model, not a curated record. Gene Ontology annotation, biological process: proteolysis. Gene Ontology annotation, molecular function: cysteine-type endopeptidase activity.
UAUUAUUCUUCUCUUUAUUCUACAGCCGCUCCCCCUGAUGACAGUGAAUCACCUGCCUCUCCUGACAAAACAGCAGUGGCAGAAAGGGACCAUCUAGAUGAUAUUGAGAAGGAGCUAUUGGAAAAAAUUGAGAAAAUUGCCCGAGGAGAAGAUGUGGAGCCAGAGAAACAGGUCACAAUUUGGGAUUUUGCAGGUCAGGAUGUCUACUACACCACGCACCAAACGUUCCUCUCAGAACGGAUCAUCUACUUGUUGGUAUUCCGACUUGACCAGGACCUCGAUGAUAAAAUCCCUGUAUACAGGGGAGAGAAGACGCUGAAAGAGUUUAUUAUGUUUUGGUUAAACUCAAUCCAUAUGCACACUAUUGGAAAAUUGAGGGAAGAAGACAAAAAUGCCAUGCCAUACGUCUUGAUUAUUGGAACUCAUAAGGACAUGUUAUGCCCACAGGGUGACGUUGAAAAGAUUUUUGAUAAACUCAAGAAGUGUCUCGACGACAAUCAGGUACUCAAGGACCACGUCUACCGAUGUUUUGCCGUAAGCAACUUGGCCGAAGAUGAUAGGGAGUUUGCUGAAAUAAAAAGAGCAAUCGAAGACUUGUGCGGAUAUAGCAGCAACAGUAUUGCUACUGUUCAACAUCUUUCAGUGAAUUGGAUUAAAUUGGAAAUGAAUUUGGCAGAGAAGAGUGAAGAAACACCCAUCAUAACUAUUGAAAAACUGAGGGAAAUGGCGAAAAGGGUAGGACUCCCUGAUGAAGAAUUACAAGAAAAAUUCAUUCCUUACCAUCACCAUCAAGGCGACAUCCUACACUUCAAAGUGGAUGGACUGGAAAAUGUCGUCAUAAUAGAUCCACUUUGGUUAGCAGUUGUGUUUUCUGCCAUCAUGACCAAUGCCAGCAGUCAACCUGGAGGCAGUCACUUAGAUCUCCUGAAAGACGAUCUGAAAAGAGGAGUGCUCAAUGAGGAGGUAUUUGAUGAAUAUCUAAAACAAAUCAAAAUGGCCGAAAAAAAGACUGAAAUCAUUCAACUUAUGCUGCAUUUCGACUUGAUGUUAGAAAUAUCCCAGUCAGUUGAAAACCCUCUGCCCGGGUCUGGAAAGAGAAGAUUCGUCGUGCCCAGUAUGCUGGUAUCCAAUAACAGUGUAAAUAACGCCUUGUCUGAGACGGAUCCACAGAAAUAUUUGCUUAUCGCAUUCCCUCACAUUCUGUUUCCUACCGGGUUGUUUCAUCUUCUGAUCAUCCGUCUUCUUAGGAAGUAUAGAGCUCAGGAAUAUAAACAUAACAUUCCAGUUGUUGGGUUUGACCAUGCCUCCUUCCGUUUGGGAGACGAACAGUCGGUGCUCCAUCUCGCCAUUGAAGAAAGGGCCAUGAGAAUGAUGAUAACAAACGCUACUGGAAACAAACCAAAACCUGACAUAUACUCCAACGCACGGGAAACCGUUGAAAAAGAACUGUCAACUCUUCGGGACACGUACUGUCCCAGGAUGCAGUUAGGCUUUUGCAUUCGGUUAAAAGACAAAGGAAAAGAUAUUCCAAUAAAAGCAGAAGACGUCCAAGAAAACGAUGAGAUAUGUAGAUCUGUAGAGGGCACUGAAAUGCCAAUUGAUGUGACACCAUAUCAUGUUUGGUUUUCAGUGAGUGCACAGGCAGUACAAGCAAGUGAUUCAGGUGCGAAUGCCCCAGAUGUGUCAUCUGUUUAUACACAGAGGUUUGCAAGGCUGAGUUAUCUCGUUAUUGAACUUGGAACAAAAGUCAUAAGAACUUUCUUUCUCAAGGAUGUUGUUAGGCCUAGCAUCACUAAUGGUGAGCACAUCAGUGAUAAAGAUGCAGUGCUUCAGUUUUUUGGUAAGCAUGACGUGAUAAGGGAACUUGAGAAACUCAAGAAAACAAAAGUCAUAUAUGCUUCUCAGUGGAAUCUGUUGUACCCUGCCUCUGGUCAUACAGAUGUGGAAAUGUUUGACAUUACAUUGCUGGUGUUAUUGAUAAGAAAUCUUCACCCAGACAAAGCCAACCUGAAAUGGUCAGCGCUCAAAGAAAAUGCCACUUUACCUUCCUCUCCACAAACAACACAAGGUUUCAUCAACCACAUCCAGCGGCUUAAGAAUGUCAGGAACUAUAUACAGCAUUCUGCCACAUUUGGGAUCCAAGACAUGGAGAAAUUCUGCACGAAGUGGGAAAUCGCCUGUGCUUCUGUUCUAGCACUUGGUGCAGAUCCAAAUGAAGUGGAAAAGGUACAGAAAUCCAUCUUUAGCAUACAGGAGAUAGAUACAAUAGUGUGUGAAAUACGCAGCUCGGCCGAAGAUAACAAACGGCAUUUCGACAACAGAUUUGACAGGCUUGAAUUACUAAUAUUGUCCUCUGUAUGUGCCGUUUUCUUUGCCGUCCUCAUUGCGUUAGCCAUAAAUUACCAGUGGUGGAUUUAGGGGGCGGAGAAGGGGUCAGGGGGAUCCUGAUUUCUGAAAAAAAAUCACACUAGUAUUCCCCUCUUGAAAUUAGAAUUUUGACUAGCUGAAUUAUAGUUCUAAAUAGAACCGAAUGACACUGUUCUCCCUAUAAAGUACCAAAUUUCUUCGGGGCCUUUUAUAUCUCAUGGAACUGAAUCAGUUGCCAGUUUUUCAUGUUACCUGUAGUGCAUUAUGCAAGAGGGUAAGAGUGAUUAUGCUAUUAUAUAACAGUGCAUCAAAAUUUGCAAAAACAUUAUUUUGUGCACUUUUUUUCUGUAGUCUGAAUAUUUCACAGUUUAACUUUUGCUGCCUUGUUUCUUGGUGUCUGUAUGUUUGCAAGCUUUGUAUACUUUUUAAUUGAAAUGUUGGAAUAUAAGUAAAAGUAAAAUGUCUGGAUAUUAGGUAAGAUUUUUUGAAAAUAUUUACCAGAUUAUACAUAAUAUUGCUUAUUGUAAAAACUUCCAAGUCUAAGAUUUCAUUCUAGAGUUUUAUCAUGUCUAUUAAAAAGUUUUGAAGUGCAAAACAUGUUUGCAAAAAAAAGACAAGGUUAUGUCAUUGUAGUAUUUUUAAUAAUUAUCCAUCCAUCAACUAUUAUAGUAGUUUAACUUCAUUUACAACAUAUUUACAAUAUAUAUAUAUAUAUAUAUAUAUAUAUAUAUAUA